Messenger RNA from Pararge aegeria (speckled wood butterfly), 4325 nucleotides. RefSeq names its product putative pre-mRNA-splicing factor ATP-dependent RNA helicase PRP1 (gene Dhx15). The record is from RefSeq and is a predicted model, not a curated record. Gene Ontology annotation, cellular component: spliceosomal complex; intracellular anatomical structure. The transcript is spliced from 10 exons. Lineage: Eukaryota; Metazoa; Arthropoda; Insecta; Lepidoptera; Nymphalidae. Gene Ontology annotation, molecular function: RNA helicase activity; ATP binding; RNA binding. Bases 97 to 2304 code for a protein of 735 amino acids.
ACAGUCGCCAUUUUGUAGUCUGCCUCGUUAGUUUACUGAAAAUUAAUAAAAUUAUCUCGCGUGUGAUUUCUUAAUAUUAUAUGGUUACAAUUAAGUAUGUCCAAAAGAAGGAUUGAAGUGAUGGAUCCUUUCAUCAAGAAAAAGAGAGAAGAAAAGGCAGCAGCCGCAGCGAGGUCUGGUGGCAGCGGAGAAUGUUCAGAUACCAUCGCUACACUGGCGAGUGCUCCCCCACCCACUGCUACGAGUACGCCGGGAAUAAACCCCUACACAGGUCUCCCGCAUUCGACGCGCUAUCACGAUCUCCUGCGACGCCGUCUCGGCCUUCCCGUGUGGGAAUACAAAAACGAUUUCAUGAGACUCCUCAACACACACCAAUGCGUUGUGCUCGUCGGUGAGACCGGCUCCGGCAAGACCACCCAAAUUCCACAAUGGUGCGUGGAGUUCUCCGCUGUGACUGCCGGAAAGUCGCACGGAGUCGCCUGCACGCAGCCCAGGAGAGUGGCCGCCAUGUCCGUUGCACAGAGAGUGGCCGAGGAAAUGGACGUGGCCUUGGGCCAGCAAGUUGGUUACAGCAUACGUUUCGAAGACUGCUCGGGGCCGCAGACAGUCUUGAAAUACAUGACGGAUGGUAUGUUGCUUCGUGAAGCUAUGUCCGAUCCAAUGCUGGAGCAAUACCGCGUGAUCCUGCUCGACGAGGCCCACGAGAGGACUCUAGCUACUGACAUCCUAAUGGGUGUGUUAAAAGAAGUGAUAAAACAACGCACGGACUUGAAACUGGUUAUUAUGUCUGCGACACUAGACGCGGGGAAAUUCCAACAGUAUUUCGACAACGCCCCCCUCAUGAAUGUGCCCGGCAGGACGCAUCCCGUUGAAAUAUUCUAUACGCCGCAGCCGGAGAAAGAUUAUUUGGAGGCGGCCAUACGUACUGUUGUACAAAUACACGUUUGCGAGGAUAUACCUGGCGACAUUCUACUAUUUCUGACCGGACAAGAAGAAAUUGAGGACGCGUGCAAAAGGAUUAAGCGCGAAAUUGACAAUUUGGGACCGGAUGUCGGAGAACUGAAGUGUAUACCUCUGUAUUCUACGUUGCCGCCGAACUUGCAACAACGUAUAUUCGAACCCGCACCUCCUAAUAAAGCCGACGGGGCGAUUGGGAGGAAGGUUGUCGUUUCCACAAACAUUGCGGAAACGUCACUGACAAUAGAUGGUGUAGUGUUCGUGAUAGACACUGGAUUUUCCAAGCAGAAAGUGUACAACCCAAGAAUUCGUGUAGAGUCUCUGCUAGUGUCUCCGAUAAGUAAGGCGUCUGCGCAGCAACGUGCGGGCAGGGCUGGCAGGACGCGGCCGGGGAAGUGCUUCAGGCUUUACACGGAGAAGGCAUACAAAAACGAGAUGCAAGAUAAUACGUAUCCGGAAAUUUUGAGAUCAAACUUAGGAUCUGUAGUUUUGCAGUUGAAAAAGCUGGGCAUCGAUGACCUGGUGCAUUUCGACUUCAUGGACCCCCCCGCGCCGGAGACCCUGAUGAGGGCGCUCGAGUUGCUCAACUACCUCGCCGCGCUGGAUGACGACGGCAACCUCACGGACCUGGGCGCGGUCAUGGCCGAAUUCCCCCUGGACCCCCAGCUGGCCAAGAUGCUGAUCGCCAGCUGCAACCAUAACUGCUCCAACGAGAUCCUCUCCAUCACGGCCAUGCUGUCGGUCCCGCAGUGCUUCGUGCGGCCGAACGAAGCGCGUAAGGCCGCCGACGAAGCGAAGAUGCGCUUCGCCCACAUCGAUGGCGACCAUCUGACGCUCCUCAACGUGUACCACGCAUUCAAACAGAACAUGGAGGACCCGCACUGGUGCUACGACAACUUCAUCAACUACCGCUCGCUCAAGUCCGGCGACAACGUACGCCAGCAGCUCAGCCGCAUCAUGGACAGAUUUAACCUAAAAAGGACCAGCACAGAGUUCACGAGCAAAGACUAUUAUAUUAAUAUUAGGAAAGCACUUGUCAAUGGAUUUUUUAUGCAGGUAGCACAUUUAGAACGAACCGGCCACUAUCUCACAGUGAAGGACAACCAGGUAGUCCAGCUUCAUCCCUCCACGUGCCUUGACCACAAGCCCGACUGGGUCAUCUACAACGAGUUUGUGCUCACCACCAAGAACUACAUAAGGACAGUCACGGACAUCAAACCUGAAUGGCUACUCCGGAUCGCCCCUCAAUACUACGAGCUGAACAACUUCCCGCAAUGCGAGGCGCGUCGUCAGCUGGAGCUUUUGCAGGCCCGCCUCGACUCCAAGGUCUACCAGGAGGGCUUCUAGUACCGUUGCUAGGUGGACCUUCCCGGGCACUCAGUGGGACAACUAGUGAACAGUGAACAGUGUGCAAUUGUGUUGAAUUUAAAUAGUGAUUUGUUUAACCGACUCCACGGCUAGCGUAGGCUGGAGACAAAAGUUAGAUCCCCUGAUUAUAUCCCCUGGCGAGGGAUAUAAUUUACGUGUCCAUCUGCAAGGCACGGCAACAGGGUAAAGGAGAAGUUUAUCCCCGUUUAUUAUUUCAUGUAUAUUAUUUGGAUAUUUGUCCAUAAUGGAGACUUGACAAUGCUGCGGGAGAAGAGACAAUUUUGGUCUUUUCCCGGGAAGAUAAACGUCUCCCGACCAUGCUAGCCGUGCUCGUGAUGGAUGUGUCCACUACCAUCAUCAGCUGUUCAAUAAGUCCAACUGGGCUGGGCGCAAGUUUUAAACCAGGGUAGGUUAAACUAUGAUAAUAGUAGUUAUUUUUUCUCGCAGUAGCUGACGCUAAUAAAUAGGCAAAACAAAAACCCACCCACCUUUGUUUUUAAACAGCUGCCAUAUGUCUGCGUACAUACUCAGCUAAACGAAUUGUAAUUUUAUAAUUCAAGGCCUAUCAAAAGCAUUUGUUACGAAACAAUAUGCCUAUCCUAAAAACUACCCCAUUUCCCCAGUUUACCUGAUCCACCCACCCCGCAAUGAUAUUCUGCUGUUGAUCCAUCACUCUGGAGGGCAUCCCAUCCCAUUAUAUCCACUGACAAGGGAUAAAAUUUACCCCUUCUCUAUUCUAGGAUCUCUUGUCUAGGACUGUUCUGGUCCAACGGCUAUCACACUUACAACAAACUUUUUCAAAUUCAAAUUCAAAAAUGUUUUAUUCAUGUAGACCUUAUUAGUACUGGUCAUGUGGACCUUAGUACUGGUAAGCUUGCAGUGACAUGCACAGGGUUUUUGACUAGGGUAUAAAGAAAGGAGAUGGCAUGAAAUGGAAAAACUCUUCUUCAUGAUACAUACAAAUAUUUUAGAGUAGCCAGUGCUUUUGUACUUGUAUGUACGUGACUUUGGUAAUUCUGGUGAUUUGUUUGUUGCAAUUUUAAACUUUAGGGAAACGCCUAACAUACAUCUCGAUACCCCUUCUACCAUAGAGAAUAGUUACUUUAUUCCACCAUAACUUUUUAUGGUCUACACAUCUUAUGUAUAGAGUAGACAUAUUCUUUUUCUUAUUUGUUUGAGUCUUGGUCUUGUUUUGGCAUGCUUGACAAUCUGUCUGCACACCUCUAUAACGGUUGCCUUUCUUAUGCAUUCAUGAGCCUCAAUAGCAGCCUGUAUUUGGUACGUGCUAUCCAUCCAUUGGAUCUGAGAUUGUCCGCUUAUCUUAUAUCUUCAAUAAGGCAGAUGCCAUUUUCAAAUAUGUAAAAUUAUGGUUAUUGCAGCUUAGUAAUGUUUUUAAUUGUCCAAGUUUACCCAGAAAGUUAUUUUUAGGGUCCGGAAAGUAAAGAUCGGUUUCAGAACAAGGGCUGUUUAAGGUUGGAAGUUUAAAAGUGCCUAAUAAUCUCUUAAUAUCCAUGCAAAUAUGUUUCUCAGGUGAAUUAUCUACAGAUCAAAAAUCAACCCAAUCUAACAAAAAAAUCAACCAAAUCAACCUAAAUCAAUUUGGAUUAACCAAAAAAAAAAAAUAAGUCACUAUUUUUUCAACAUAAAUCCAUUUUGUCUGGCAGACAAUUUGAACCUUACAAUAAUUUUUUUUAGAAAUAAAAAAAGCUUAAACGGUUAAGCACGAAUUUCAAAGAGUACUAAGUAUUUAAAAAAGCUAAGUAAUCAGAUGUAUUUACUUUAUGUGGAAUUUACGUUAUUUGGAUAUUGUUUCUGUGCGCCCGUACUCUUGAGUGUGGAUAAAACUGUGGAAUAAGAUAUUAAUUUUGUUGUUACUCGAUAUGGUUACAGAUAAUAAAUUAAACAAAAGUGUAAUUUUGUUGUCAAGUCAAAGGCAAGAAGCCUUUAUGAAAGCAGAAAACCUUAUAUGUUACUUGAAAUUGGAAUAAAUUAUUAUUCUA